This is a messenger RNA of Penicillium longicatenatum, 1326 nucleotides long. Its product is annotated as FAD-dependent oxidoreductase. Gene Ontology annotation, biological process: secondary metabolite biosynthetic process. The record is from RefSeq and is a predicted model, not a curated record. The transcript has 3 exons. NCBI's taxonomy places the organism in Eukaryota, Fungi, Ascomycota, Eurotiomycetes, Eurotiales, Aspergillaceae. Bases 1 to 1326 code for a protein of 441 amino acids. Gene Ontology annotation, molecular function: FAD binding; monooxygenase activity.
AUGCAAAUAAUAAUUGUGGGUGCCGGAAUAGCAGGCCUUUGCCUCGCCAUAGCCCUGUCCAAAUCAAAUCACAAAGUCCUAGUCCUCGAAUCAGCACCCCAAUUGGCAGAAAUAGGUGCUGGAGUUCAAACGACACCACAAGCAAUCAAAUACCUCUUCUCAUGGGGCUUAAAGGAUGAUUUGCUGGCAGAAUGUAUCACACCGGAGAAAAUCCUUUUCAAAGACUGGAAAGAUAGCGCUGCAAUCGGUGCUCUGGAUAUGACCAGCUUUGAAGAAGAAUACGGUGCUCCGUAUAUCGUUAUCCACAGGGCUUCGCUGCAUAGUAUCUUGCAUCGACAUGCUGUUCAGGCUGGAGCGAAGAUUCGGCUUGAUGCCACGAUCUCAAAAUAUGACUUUGAUAAUGGGAGCGUCGAGUUGAAAGAUGGCGAGAUACUAAAAGCAGAUCUCGUCGUUGGCGCUGAUGGUAUCAACUCGUUUGCUCGUUCCCAGCUUCUCGGAUCUUCUGAUCCAGGCACUCAGCCUACAGGUUGGGCUGCACUAAGAAUGAUGGCCGAGAUAUCAAAAAUCAAGGCCAAUCCCCUCACAGCCGAUCUAGUCGAUCUAAACACCUACAACUCGAAUUUCUGGAUUGCUCCGGAUACAUCCUGCAUGACGUAUUGGAUCAAAGAUGCAUCGAUGCUGAAUAUCGUUCUUUCUCAUCGCGACAACAUCGACAUGAGACAUUUUUCAUACGAACAACAUAAGCAAGUGGUUGAUAACCUCUUUGGACAAUAUGACCUGCCUGUCCGGCACCUCCUCGAUCUAGCACUUCCCAAAAUCACAAACUACCCCGUUUACGCCGUCCCGCCCCUCUCACACUGGAUCCAUCCUUCUGGACGCUUCACGCUUGUCGGCGACGCAGCGCACGCAAUGGCUUUUUACAUGUCUAUGGGCGUUAGCCUGGCUGUUGAAGAUGCCGUGUCUCUCGCGAGUGUCUUAGACCUUACCUGUGAAUCAGAUACAGGUCCAGCUGGGCUGAAAGACGCACUCGGUGUAUUUGAAAAGGUGCGCAAGCGCAGAGCUGAGACUGUUCAGAAGGCUAGUUUACGUGCGGGUGAUUCAUACCAUGUACCCAAUGGAAAAGAGCGAGAGGCGAUGUAUAAGCUCAUGUCACGUCCGAAUGAGGACGUUGAGUCUGGGAUGUCUGAGUCGUCGAAGGUCGAGGAUGGGACUGGGUGUAGUAUUCACAAGACUGUUGGAGGUCUUGCUAAUAAGAGGACCAGGGAUUGGUGCUAUGGUUAUGAUGCCGUUGGGGAUGUACUGGGUUGUUUCGGUGAGAAGAUGUAG